AGUGCUGCCAACUUGACAAAAUAAUCCUCCAUUUUGAUGUGGGCAGCUGAUAUUUAUUUUAGAAAAUAAAUAAUAUUUUCUCCAAUAACUCAAAAUGGGUGCUUCUAUUUUGCCCAUCGCUGUUUUUACCAUCUUAUGGGGCGUCGUUGGUAUCGUCUGCCCCUUCUUCGCCCCUAAAGGUCCUAACAGAGGGAUUAUCCAAGUGGUGUUGAUCUUAACAGCAGCAACUUGCUGGUUAUUCUGGCUGUGUGCGUACAUGGCACAGAUGAACCCGCUCAUCGGGCCCAGACUCAACAACAGCACGCUCAUCUGGAUGUCCCGCACCUGGGGAAACCCCUACAAGAACAACUAAGCGAAGAAGGUUGCCACCGGAAGUAUUUAUUCCAUAUUUGAAUCUGUAAGUGUAUUCUUUUUGAGGUUAUAGACAACUGCCGUUAAAGUUUUGUGGAAUGUAAUAUCUAACUUUAUGUAUCAUUAGAAAAAAAAAUCUUUUAAAGAAUCGUUCCAUACUUUUGGAAAAUUAUCUAACCGUUUGAUGUGUAAUGAAAGCUGUUAUAAAGUCAGUUAAGUUAAAUGCAAUGGAAGCUAAAGUUAUCUGUCUAAUGGGUGGUGUUCUACCACAAUUUACUUACUUAAUUUCAUUCCAAUGAAGUACACAGGAAUAAAUGUUAUAAACAACCAUUAUGUAUUGUAAUAUAAAUAAAUAUUAUUAACUAUUAUAAAGUUUAAGCAUUGAUUGUAGAAUAUUGUUUCAAUAAAGUUACGUGUACAUCAA
Molecule: messenger RNA, 775 nt
Organism: Plutella xylostella (diamondback moth)
Lineage: Eukaryota; Metazoa; Arthropoda; Insecta; Lepidoptera; Plutellidae
Product: V-type proton ATPase subunit e 2
Biological process (GO): proton transmembrane transport
Cellular component (GO): proton-transporting V-type ATPase, V0 domain; plasma membrane proton-transporting V-type ATPase complex
Molecular function (GO): proton-transporting ATPase activity, rotational mechanism
Source: RefSeq, a predicted model, not a curated record